CAAAAUGGCGAGCCGACGAUUCUUAAAAUCAAGCCGCUUUCGUGCUAGACGCGAAAGUGUUGAAGAAGUAAUUAAGUUUGACCCUACUAAAGACACUAAAGAGAGUGUUCAUACGGUUUUAAAACAUCUGGUCGAUGACAGUGGUACGACAACGUCUAAGAAACUUGCUUACCUGAACUUUUUUGUAAAACUGUUGAGAAAAUUAGACGGAAAGGCGGUUCUCGGGUUAUCAGAAAACGAUAUUUUGUGUUGUUUACGGUUAGGGUUAUUUCACGAAGCCAAAGAAGUGAGAGCAGCUACUUUAAGAGUAUUACGUCAUCUUAUAGAUCGCCCAAACUAUGUUGACUCUUUACUUUAUUUACAACUUGAUUUGCUAAUCGCCAGAUGUAUUGACAUUUGUUUGGAAAAUGAAAUUGAAAGAAUACAGGCAUUAAAACUUAUUCGUAAGCUUGGACAAACGGCUGCCAAUAAAAUACCAUCAACUCUUCUUCAUCCUGUGAUUGCGGUAGGCAAUGAUGGUGCAACUGAAUGGGACAGAAUGUUGCGAGUGUGUUUGGCAACUUUAUGUGAAAUGGCGUUUCAAAACAUUGACACAUUGUUUAGAUGUGGUGGAAUCAGUACAAUUUUACGAAGCAUAUUAGAUUGUCAUCUUUAUCCUCGUCUAAACGAAUCUCUUACUUGCACCAUCUUGUAUCUUCUGAACCAUCCUAAAACACGUCAUUAUAUAAAACCCAACACAGAUUUGGAACAACUUCUAGCACCCUUUACAGACUGUCAUUUUAAAUAUAACGGUGAAACCGAACGACCAAAAGUGGAUGACAAAGAAAAUCGAUUUAUCGCAAGUAAAAUGGCUUUAAUAACUGUGAUGCGAUCAUGGCCAGGAUUAAUCCGACUGUGUCACCCAGAAGGUUCUGGACUUCAAUCUUUCAUAGGAAUAUUGUACUUACCUUAUAUCGAUAUUCGGAAAAGUGCCUUAGAAAUGAUUUUUGACCUGUUCCAAUUGAAACUUCCCACUUGGACAGAAGACUUUUCUCUUGCUCUUUCGGGUGUUGAUCCAAGUGAAAUGAAUGAGAAUUGGAAACUGGGUGAAGGUUUUGUUGCAGAAGAGGGAAGAACAAUUUUACCGCAUGUUGCUACAACACGACCUAAUUUGGUUGAAAACCAUACAGCGCUCAUUCUAUGUGCAUGGAUAAAUGCUGGAAUUUUAGAGGCCCUUGUAGAAGUUAUAACCAGUAGUGAAGGUGCCCUAUUUUGUAGAGCUGUGAUUUUAUUAGGAGAGUUACUUCAUCUGGCCAACACUUUGUUACCACCAGAUUGUGCUACUUACAGCCAUUGUUUGCCUACAUUAAUUGCUAUGGCCUCUUCCUUUGACAUUCCAUUACCAAAGAGGCACCAAGCCAGCCUUACUGUUUCUUAUCUUGAUGAGUUUCAUAUCUUGAAGAAACGUGGGGCUAUUCCAUGUAGUUUAUUUCUAGAUCAGUUGUUACAACAUGCUGGAAAAUUUAUGGAGUAUGCUGGUAAACAUUGGCAUUUGAGGAGAGAUAAAUUAUCAGAAUUUUACUUCAAAAAGAUUCCAUCAGAAGAUUUGGUCUUCCAGGCAAUUAAGGAUACACAAAUUCUAGUCACAAAAUCCUACCAAUCCUGGGACUUGGAUUUAAUAAGUGCUUUGCUAAAGUUGCCAGAUGAAAAACUGAUGCGACUUGAUGAUCAACUGUACAUAAGAUUUAUUCGUCAACUGACUGUUUUCUUUAAACCAUCUAGUAACUUAUUUUGUAGAAUUGAAUUAACGUCUGAGCAUUGCCAUAAGAUUUGCGAAGUUGGAUGUCACCUUAUUGACUUCUUGUUAAAAUCCAAUCAAGUUGAAGCUCAGAAACAAAUUGAUGAGUGGUUAACCGAUAUAGCUCAAGCUAUUGAUGAUGUUACAAGUCCAUACCAAGAUAAAACAGCUGCAUUAGGUGUUGCAAGUUUACACCAGACACUUGGCCAAUAUUAUUUUGUAUUCAUUGGAAAGUUCACAGCUACUCAAAGAGGAGAGAGAUACCUAGAUUCAUCCGGUCUUUAUCAAAAACUUUUAGAACUGAUAUCUAGUACAAGUCAAGAUGUGUAUAUUAAAGUGACUAUAUCGAGUUUGAACUAUGUAAGGAAUGGAACUUCAAGAGUUCUUCUCUCAAAGGCUUUAACGGGUUCUAAUGAAGUGGCACGCUUAUAUGCCACUAAGUUUUUGCGUGUUUUAUUGAGAACUGGUAUAAAUGGUUUUGAGGUAUGGGGCUUACAGUUGCUUGUUACACAGUUAUAUGAUACUAGUCAAGCUGUUGCAAUGUCAGCAUUGAAUAUUUUGGAUGAGGCUUGUGAUAUACAAGUUAAUUUGCAAUCAUUGGUUAACUUGCGCCCAUCCUUUUUACAUUUAGGCCAUAAAGGUAACAUGAUGCUAUGUAAACUCCUAUCAACAGAAAGGGGUUUCAAGUCUCUUAUGGAAGCAAAUUUUGUGUCCAAUGAAUUAGACAAAUGGGAAAAGAUGUAUAAUAGGAAGUAUGCAGAUUUUGUUGAAGAACAGUUGAAUGAAGCUCUAACAACCUAUGAGAAAACCUAUCAUGGCAGUUUUACAAGGAGAUCUAUUCUGAAGAGACCAAAGAAAGAAGUUUUCCUUCCUUCUCACAUUUAUGGUCAGCUGGUCCAACACAAACAUGGCUUUAAAAUACUACAGAAGCAAGACUGUAUAAAGCAAUACUUCAACUAUAUACAGUCCUCAGAUUUACUCACCGAUAAAGAUAUAAUGAACUUGAAAACUGCAUUAUGGGCUGUGGGCAAUAUUGGAACAUCUUCGUAUGGUGUUGCAUGGCUUGAUGAAGAAAGUGUUAUACCGGAAAUUAUCAAAUUGGCAGAGGAAUCUGGAGUUUUCUCUAUCAGAGGAACUGCUUUUUACGUGCUUGGUCUUGUGGCUUCAACAAGAACUGGAGUCAAUAUCCUGUCGAAAUUUGGUUGGGAAUCCCUUUGUCAUUCCCGAGAAGAUCAGUGGCCCGUUUACAUUGAGUCCGAUUCCAUGAUCUCUAACAUGGACAGUGAAUCACACCUUUUAAGUAAUGGUCAGCUGAAGGAUAUGAGUUCAAAUGCUUCAGAUGGUCAUCAUUUGUCUUAUAUAAUGGAGGAAUCAAGAGGAGACAUGACAAAUGAACAAUCAUUGCCAUUACCAGGACUUGUUCCCAGAAGCAAUACAUUGCCAAUGGAAUCAAGCACUUUCAUUAAAUAUAAGUCAUCCAAAGCAAUGUCAGAACCGAUUUCAUCAGGAUUCAGAUUACGAACAUUUAGUGCUGAAAAAAUUAACUUUUUUACCAGAGGAAAUCCUGAAAUGGUAAAGAUAUUAAAAGGUGAAACAGCAGACAAUGAAUCAAAUCUUUCAAUAAGCCUUUCCCCGACCAGUCACAUAUCAACAUUUUCCGAUCACAGUGUCAAUGAUUUAAAGUCUGGGGAGUUAUCUUCUCCGGAGGACAUUAUCACAAAAGGAAUGGGCAUGUUCAAAAUAGGAAGUGACAGCAUUUUAAAGCAUGAAAAGAUCAACGGCAAUGGUUCUUUGAAAAGUAAAAGCAGAACAAGUAGCCUCAACACUGAUUCAACAACUAGUGGUGUUGGUUCAUGCGAGUCCGGAUCCUUUACAAACCCAGGAGCAUCAUCACUUAGCCCCAAAUCUGAUACUUCUGUACCCGAGUUGAUAAUGCCUACUGACCUAAAACCUGAAGCCACAGCACCAGCAACCAAAGAACCUGUUCACCCGUCAUUGGUGCAAAGAAGGCUGGCCAAAUUAAAUCGUAUUCCAAGUCUACAUAGACGCUCAGCGUCUCCUGCAUUGGCUCUUUAUCAGUCAACUUCACCUGACGCCCCAACAGCUCCAUACACUAGUUACCAAGAUGCUGUAGGUUACGCCACUUUCAGAACUAUAAAGAGAACUCGUACAUACAGUGGCGAUGAAUAUGAUCCUAUACACGCAUCUUGGCAUCUUAAUCCUAGGUUGGAUAGGACACACAGCACAGAAUCAGAUGUCAGUGUCGAAGGAAAUACAUUUAGUAGCUUCGGAAUUAAGAGGAAUGUCAGCAGUGCUUCUUUACCGGACUAUGAUUCUCUGUACAACCAUUUAAAUAAUUCUAUUAACAAAUCUUCCCUUUCAGCUUCUUCUUCAGACCGUUUUGUGGGAUUAUCGUUGCCAGUCGAUAUUAGCAUGGUGUUCGAGGUUAUAGAGGGCGAGGACAGUCGGUCAUACUCAUCAACAUUCAACACGACUCCCGAUGUAAAUCAACCCCUUUUCCUAUCCGGACUGAAAAUCGCCGUACCGGAAUAUGUUCCGCCGUUAUCAAAGGACAUUAACCUUGAGCACGAAACAAGCACGUGCUUGGCUUGUGUUCGUUUACAUUGUUCCUCAAAGCCAAGUUCACAAAAAGCUUUCAGAGACAUGCCUUCGUUAGAAACCGACGACGAAAACAUAGGAUUUGACAAAACGGUAAGAACAAUUAAAACUGAGAGGCCGAGAGGAGACAGUCUUCUAGAAGCAUCUUCGGUUACCCCCGGAAGUUUAACUAGUACUACAGAUUCCGAUGCUGGCUCAAAAAAGAUAUGUGAAGAUGACGCUCAUGGUAAAAUAAUUGUACGAAAGGAAGUUUUGCGUCUUCUCAUAAGUUUAAGUAGCUCCAUUGGAAUGAAAAGUUCUGAACAGGGAUUGUUAGUGCUAAAACAAAAAUUUCCCAAAACAUUCCAAGACCUGUGUUUUUAUUCUGAAGUUGGGCAUAUUUUAGCAACUUAUUCAUUCCGCUUGGGUGCUCGACGAUUUACGCAAGAACUUUUUGAGGAACUUGAUAUAACUUCUUUGCAAGAAGAUGCGAAACAAAUGCUUGGAAUAACAAAGUCUACCGAAACGUCCUUCAUGAAUUCAAUUCCUCAAGAUAGUCUAGAAGGUUUAACGGAAAUUUGAAAACCUCCUUAUAAAGAACUAAGAAACUAUUGUUACCGAGAAUAUUUGAAACUGGUCGCAUAUAUUCCAACUGUAAAGCAAAAUUCUAUUAAUUUUGAUGAAACCAUACAAAAAGUUACACAGUAUAAGGGGCGCACUUGUUUAAGUCCGAAUGAAAAAUUGUUUAAUAGUACGUCCGAAUAUCAUCCGGAAUAACGACUGGUCUCACGUGGUUAUGUUAAUUGGAUUUGUCUCGAUAUCCACUUAUUCUAAUAUCUUGAAUCAUGUAAGCUGAAUCACGAAUAUGGAAACCAUGUGUUAUUUUAUAAUCAAAACCAAAAACCAUAUAUUGUGGAUAUAACAAUAUUUUUAUGUGCUUGUUUACUUGUUGUGUAUAUGAACAAAGGAACAGAAAGAGUGGUGAAUGUUAUAGUAUAUUUAAUUUAACGAAUGAAUGGUAUAAUAAUUUGACUACAAAACAUAAUAUAUACAUAUUAUAUAGACUCAAACUUAUCAUGUGAUAUUUAAAUCAAGAAGAAAUGGUAUCAGAUAUUGUGACAGAGAUUAUAGACUCAAAAUAAUUAUAUGAUAAAAUUGAAAUCAAAUUAUUCUUAUUAAGAAUGAAAUUAAUAUUAAAGGAGCUUUAGUUCCUUUGACUAUGGUCAAUUGAGUUGAUUUAAUGUGUUAUUUGGAUUACAGGUGUGGCAAGCUAUUUCUGUUACAGGAUUAAUCGAAAGUCGCUUUAUUUAAUAAUUUUAGUUUCGUUUGGCUUAUCGUGGAACACAAACUCGCUGAUAUUAAAAAUUUCAACAUUAGCUUUAUCUUGAUGUAAAACUGACAUUGAAUAUAAAUUAUGAUCCUACAAAAAAAAUAAUGAAAUAGUCCUUGUAAUAAAUGUUCACAAAAGUCAGUUAUUUAUAUUGAUGAUUAAAAUGUAAAGUAAUUUGUGAAACAUUCUAGCCUCUUGACACACAGGAUUUCAACCAUAUCGAACUUAAGAAUUGUUUGUUAUGAAUACAAAAAGAAAUCGAACGUGUCCACAAAAGAGAAUAAGUUAAGAACGAAACUAAUAGCAAGUUAGCUUGGGAAUGGUAUGAAGCCCGAACAGUUUCAAAUUGCACCUGGCCUGCCAUAUUUGACCACUUGGCAAUGGUAGUACAAAGGAUGGGCGAACGGAGACUCGUUUUGAAGUGGAGGGGUGGGGAGCCGUCACCCCCCCCCCCCCCAAAUUAGAUCGCCAAAGGUGAGAUUUGGAGCACUUUCCUGUAGGUAAGAAGCCCGUAUCAUUACAGGCCCGCGACUGUACAGCGAAAUGGACGCUUUUGGCUCCACCUGGAUCAAUUUAACUUUCUUGCAAUAUUGCCUGUCUGGUGGUGUCUUAAAGCGAGAAUUUCAAAUUUUCUAAGAAAGUCAAAACAUAAUUAUUUCUAUGUCUUUUGCUCAAUAGGUUAUCAAAUCACUAUUAUACGAUCAUGAGCAUUAUUUCCCACCCUUAAAAAUCUAUGGCACAGGAAAUAACACAAUUACCUCCUCUGUUUUGCUAUUGACAACAUGGGGCAGCCAUUUUCCAACGUUGGAAUUUGAAGCUGAAAAUGAUAUUUUUGCCAAUUUCUCAGCUGGCAAUAGUGAAUUAUAGGAUUAUUCUUUAACAAGGUAGAACUGUUUAUCGAUACCAUCUAUUUUAAGGCUUUAUUUUAAUACAUUUUAAAAAUAUAACUUGAAAAUUUGCAAUUGCAACUUUAAAUGGAGGUUUGUCUUAUCGGUUUUGUUUGGGUGUAGUGCAGUCAUCCUACAUUUACAUGUACUAUUAAUCCGACUCAGCAUAGGCAUGGGAUUUAAAGUGACAUAUUUGGACAUAAACCACUUCAUGUUUUCCGACCAAAUUUGGUUGAUAUGUUUCUGGGUAGGUGAUUAUUCAUAGUCAUUCCAAUGAAUUUGAUCAGCCCCAUGAGCAGGCGUGGUGAUGGCACCAAAAAUGGGAAACGAUCGGCAGUUUCAUAGCACACUGUAUGGAGUAUGUCCGUCUUCAUUGGGGUGGGGGAGGGGGGUGUUGUUGGAUGGCCGAAUGCUUAGCGCGAGCGCCGUAUCAUAAAAUCUGUCAUUGAGUCAACUGGCGUGGUUUCGAUUCUCCAUGGACCUUAUAAUAUGUAUUCUAAGGUCCAUGGAUUCUCCGGUUGUACAUGACAAGGAGUAGGGUCGCCUGUCCAUUGCAAGACCCCUGCGCGCAAGCGAUUUAUGGAAAUAAAAUUGAACCAUGUUAGUCCCGAAAUGACCUAGUUUGUGUCGAGUGGACGUUAAACCCCAUCUAUAAAACUAUUGACAAUCUGAAAUACAAGAAUUCAUUGACAAUUACGAUAACACUCCAUGUCAAUGCGCCAACUCUCCUUUUGAAGACAAAUAUAAUGACCAUAUUAUACUCACCGGAAAUUUCGAUAUUGUGUAAUAAGAUUAGUAGAAUUUUUGCCUUUAAAUUAAUAAUAGCAUUAUAUUAAUAAUUAUGUCCUUAUUGGUACCAUAUUCAUAGACAAGGCAGUCAUAUAUCUCAUGCACUUAAAUUAAAUGAUUUGUGGGUUGACACAUAAAAAGAUCUAUAAAACCAAAACAUAGUCGAUAAUGAUAGGGAAGUUACCAUUCCAUAUUUGGCAUGAGUGACCAAUCACGUGAUUAAUAACAUCAUAAUUAGCCAAUAGAAUAAUUAAUAGCUGUUUGUCUGCGAUAUCACCUCGGUGGAAGCGGACGUAAAAUACAACUAACCCAUCAUCAUCAUUAAUAGCUGUGAAUCUAAACGUAUAUAACAAAUGGAAUGUGCGCUCUUGAGUAGACACCAUGUGGGUACCGUUGGCGUUGAGGUUCAAGACACACCAUCUGGAUUGAGUAGACCCCAUUGAUUUGUAGGAGAGUCAUAUGGUGUAGCCUGUUCCGUCAGUAAAGUCAUCUGCGAGUUAGGGGUAGGAGAGAAAGACAUGUUAAUUUUAAACAUUGUAAUGUAAUCCAAGCAUGUAACCUAUGUAUCCAGUGUUUGAUAUAAAAUGUAGAAACGAACUGUAGCAUUGUCAUAUCUGGGAGACAAACAUCUUAGCGGCGGAGAUUA
This is a messenger RNA of Patella vulgata (common limpet), 8027 nucleotides long. Its product is annotated as rapamycin-insensitive companion of mTOR. The record is from RefSeq and is a predicted model, not a curated record. The transcript has a single exon. Lineage: Eukaryota; Metazoa; Mollusca; Gastropoda; Patellidae. The coding region runs from base 5 to 4957 and encodes 1650 amino acids. Gene Ontology annotation, cellular component: TORC2 complex. Gene Ontology annotation, biological process: positive regulation of phosphatidylinositol 3-kinase/protein kinase B signal transduction; TORC2 signaling. Gene Ontology annotation, molecular function: protein serine/threonine kinase activator activity.